This is a messenger RNA of Nematolebias whitei (Rio pearlfish), 1585 nucleotides long. It is a transcript of the gene dlx3b, whose product is annotated as distal-less homeobox 3b. Lineage: Eukaryota; Metazoa; Chordata; Actinopteri; Cyprinodontiformes; Rivulidae. The coding region runs from base 169 to 1005 and encodes 278 amino acids. The transcript has 3 exons. Gene Ontology annotation, molecular function: RNA polymerase II cis-regulatory region sequence-specific DNA binding; DNA-binding transcription factor activity, RNA polymerase II-specific. The record is from RefSeq and is a predicted model, not a curated record. Gene Ontology annotation, biological process: epithelial cell differentiation; regulation of transcription by RNA polymerase II; embryo development.
AGUCAGUUUCUGCAGCUGGGGGAGUUUCAGUGGACUAGAAGCUCUGCAGGGCGCUGAAGAGCGCGCGCGCACAGCUUGCUCUUUCAUAUAUUUUUUUUUUUUGCUUCUUUACGCGUCAACGUGAAGUGGGAUUUUCUUGUUUUGAACAACUCCGGAGCCCUUGUCACCAUGAGCGCCGGACAGGGCUAUGAGAAGAAGAUCGCGAGCAUUCUCACAGACCUUCCCGGAUCUAUGAGCUGCCACCCGAGCUCCAAGGACUCCCCGACUCUGCCCGAGUCCUCGGUGACGGACAUGGGCUAUUACAGCGGGCAGGCGGCGCACCACGAGUACUACCAGAGCCAGCCGUACGGACAGCCCAUGAACUCUUACCAUCACCAGUUUAACCUGAACGGGAUGGGGGCGGCUGGAGCGUACGCCACCAAGUCUGAAUACCCCUACACUAACAGCUACAGACAGUACGGACAUUACAACAGGGAUCACCUGCAGGCCUCUCCUCCGGGCUCAGUGAAAGAAGAGCCAGAGCCCGAGGUCCGCAUGGUGAACGGGAAGCCCAAAAAGAUCCGCAAGCCGCGGACCAUCUACUCCAGCUACCAGCUCGCUGCGCUGCAGAGGCGCUUCCAGAAGGCGCAGUAUCUGGCGCUGCCAGAGAGAGCCGAGCUGGCGGCGCAGCUCGGCCUCACCCAGACGCAGGUGAAAAUCUGGUUUCAGAACCGGAGAUCCAAGUUCAAGAAGCUGUACAAAAACGGCGAGGUUCCCUUGGAGCACAGCCCCAACGCCAGCGACUCAAUGGCCUGCAACUCCCCGCCCUCCCCCGCAGUGUGGGACAACAGCACCCCCCAGAACACCCCGAUCAGUCGGCCGCAGGUGCCACAGCCCGCGCACAGCUCGUCGCCGCCCUACCUGGAGGAUUAUAACAGCCACUGGUACCAGCAGGGAUCCCACCUACAGCACCCCGGCACCGUGCACCACCCCGUCCCGCAGCAAAGUGUGGGGGCUGUUUAUUAACAUGGACUCUUCAGUUGUCAUUCAAUAAAAAGUCUAAAGACUAUGCAGAGCGAAAUGGACCCGGAGCAGGCCUGAAAUAAAACCAUGAUUUAUUAUUUUUUAUUUUUUUGGUUUUGGAUGAGCAGGAAUGUUUCACAGCUGCGGGUUUUUUUUUUAAUUUAAAAAAAAAAAGCACAUAAAGGGAUUUCCAAUCACUUUUGGCAGCGUUUUAACAAGACUUGUGGCGUGUUUUUUUAAAUUAUUUAUCGCUUCUGUUGUAUGUAACUAUAUUUUUUUGUAAAUGAAUAUGCAAUUUUUGUUGUUGUUGUUUUUUUUAUAUUAAAUACAUGUAGCCUAGACACACAAAAACCAAACUGUGCUGUUGAUCCAUGCUGCAGUCAAAUCAUGGGUUUGUAGAGAAGAAAAACUCAGGACAUAUUUAUAAAAGAUUUGUACAAAGAUGUUGAAGGUUGUAAAUACGUGUUUAUACUCAGAACCACUAUGAUCAGAUUCUUUUGGACCGGGAAGACUGCACGGUGGUGCUACCUUUUUUAUAUUCCUGUAAUUUAGUCAGCCUGUUGCCUUUUACUGUUAAAUGAAU